Molecule: messenger RNA, 1642 nt
Organism: Drosophila mojavensis
Lineage: Eukaryota; Metazoa; Arthropoda; Insecta; Diptera; Drosophilidae
Gene: Rbp1
Product: RNA-binding protein 1
Exons: 3
Coding region: 111-530 (139 amino acids)
Biological process (GO): mRNA splicing, via spliceosome
Cellular component (GO): nuclear speck
Molecular function (GO): RNA binding
Source: RefSeq, a predicted model, not a curated record
AAAUUAGUAUAUCUUUUAUUAUUAUCUACGGUCACACUAAUAGUGACAGUCUGGCAUCUUGGCUGAAAAUUGUAUGUUAUUUUUCGUGAUUUUUAAUUGUUGAUUGCAAUAUGACGCGUUAUCGUGAAUGGGAUUUGGCCUGUAAAGUGUAUGUUGGAAACUUAGGAUCAUCGGCAUCAAAAUAUGAGAUCGAGAAUGCCUUUAGCAAAUAUGGUCCAUUGAAAAACGUAUGGAUAGCACGCAAUCCUCCUGGCUUUGCAUUCGUUGAGUUCGAAGAUCGAAGGGACGCGGAGGAUGCUACCCGAGCACUAGAUGGAACGCGUUGUUGUGGCACUCGAAUCCGUGUAGAAAUGUCUUCAGGACGUUCCCGUGAUCGAUCGCGGCGUGGCGCUGCUGAAGGUAGCUCCAGUAGUCGAGGACGCAGUGGAGGACGACUUAGGCUCAAUCCUUCUACUCUUCAACUACCUCCUCCUACAGCAACAAGAACAACAAAAACAUCUUUGCGAUUCUUCAAAUCUUCUCUACCAUAAUGUUCACAAGCACAAAAUCAACCAACAAAUGAUCGCCGAUCCAGAACUUCUGAUGUCUAUAUAAAACUAAAUUUUUUUAAAUCAUCAGUAUAUCUGCACUUCAACCAUGCACAACAACAGAAACACGCGACCCAUAAUAGAUGAUACUUCAAUUAUUAAUUCUAAUUGCUUUUCAUUUAUCUGCCACAUUUGACGAUUUAUUAGCAUUAUUUUAACGUAAAAAAGUCUAUUUAUCAUAAAUUAUCAAUAGUUAGGGAUUAAGAAGUCUAAGACGAAGCUUAGGACGAUGUGAUACAUAACUAUAACUGUGGUAAAUUAGAAUAUACAUUUACUUAAAUUAGGUAUUGAAAAUAAGAAAUGAUAUCGGUAAUGAUUUUUGAAAAUCUUAAAUAAAUUUGAUUAUUUACGACAUAUACGUUAGUUUGCAAUGAUGUUAAUAGGGAUAGAUACGCUAAGUAACUUAGAGAUAGGAAAGUAUUACAGAUUCAUAAUAUUAUUUUUAUUAUAUUUUUCUGUAAGAUAUCUCUCGUAAUAAAGAGCUAAGAAGUGUGGGUUUUUAGCAUAAAAUUCUCGAAUGGGUAAAAAUAUUGUUCAAUCUAUUAAAAAUCGUCUGCUUGCUCACUUCAUAAAUGUGCAUAAAAUCUUUUUAGCUAUUUUAUUUAAUUUGAGGAAACCAUAAAACACAAAGAUAUCGGCAGAUAUGUGCACCACAAUGACGAUUCUAUCCAAAUAUCAAUAUCUUACAUUUGUAAAUAUGUAAUAGACCCAUAUGUAAAUAAUAUUUUGGCAAUUGUUUUAAAAUAAUACACUAUUCAGAUAUGGAAUUGAAAAAUUAUCAAAUAUACAUAUGUCAAUGAUUAAAAAAUGAAGGUGAGCUAGUUUUGCAAAUAUACACAUAUUGGUUAGAUCUGGUUAAAAGUAUACAAAAGAAUUUGAGAAAUUGAAAUAUCUUGAUUAUUCGGCUUGCCGUCGAGUACAUUGAAACUUAUUCAAUGUUUUAUAAACUAACUAUAUGUGGACAUUUUUCAGAUCUCGUUCACCAAGGCGUUCCCGGACACCUCGAAGUUUUUCUAGAGACAGGAGAACUCGCUCAGAAUCACGUGAACGAUAUU